CUUUUUGAACCUUCUCCUGAUUAUAACCGAUCAAACUAAAGUCAACAUGUAUCACAAAUUUCAGAUCUCCGGUGAAGUUUUCAGGACUUUGGGUUUGAAGAUGAAGAUUCUAACAACAGUGAUCUUUACUGGCUUACUCAUUUGGUCUAUCAUGUUACUAUCACUCUCAACCAAUUUCAACAACAAACUUCUUGAUGCUACAACCAACGAUUCAAAGGAAUCCGAAACGUCGAGUGAUAAACUGAUAGGAGGGCUUUUAACCGCGGAUUUUGAGGAAGGUUCUUGCUUGAGUCGAUAUCAUAAAUCUUUCUUGUAUCGCAAGCCUUCCCCAUACAAGCCUUCUGAAUAUCUAGUCUCUAAGCUUAGAAGCUAUGAGAUGCUUCACAAGCGUUGCGGUCCAGGGACAAAAGCUUACAAGGAAGCAACAGAGAAUCUUGUUCACGAUGAGAUUCAUGGAAACAAAUCUGUUGGUGAUGAAUGCAGAUACAUUGUGUGGAUUGCGGGUUACGGGCUUGGAAACCAAAUACUUACUCUUGCUUCUGUGUUCCUCUACGCUCUCUUGACAGAGAGAAUCAUUCUUGUUGACCAAACCAAGGAUAUCGCUGAUCUCUUAUGCGAGCCAUUUCCAGGUACUUCAUGGUUGCUUCCUCCUGACUUUCCAUUGAUGAAACAGAUUGAUGGCUACAACAAGGGACACCCUCGUUGUUACGGAACAAUGUUGAACGAUCAUACCAUCAAUUCCACUUCAAUUCCGACGCAUCUAUAUCUUCAUAACCUCCAUGAUUCAAGGGAUGAAGAUAAGAUGUUCUUCUGCCAACAAGAUCAAGAUUUGAUCAACAAAGUCCCUUGGUUGAUUAUUAAAUCCAAUGUGUACUUUGUUCCAUCUCUAUGGUUCAAUCCAACGUACCUACCGGAACUAACCAAGCUAUUCCCGCAGAAAGAUACCGUCUUUCACCAUCUGUCUCGGUAUCUUCUUCACCCGACAAAUCAAGUUUGGGGUAUGGUCACUAGGUACUACCAUGCUCACUUAUCAAGACCAGACGAGAGACUCGGGAUUCAAAUAAGGGUUUUUAGAAAAGACGCUGGAUAUUUCCAACACGUCAUGGACCAGGUCAUAGCCUGUACACAAAGAGAGAAACUCUUGCCUGAACUGGCUACACAAGAAGAAUCAAGAUUCAAUGAAUCGAAUAUCCCGAAGCUUAAAGCUGUUCUUGUCACGUCUCUAUAUCCAGAGUACUCUGACAACUUAAAGAACAUGUAUUGGGAGCGACCAAGUUCGACAGGAGAGGUUAUUGAAGUUUAUCAGCCAAGUGGAGAAAGGUUUCAACAAACAGACAAGAAGAUUCACGACCAAAAGGCGCUUGCUGAGAUAUAUCUUCUGAGCUUAACCGAUAACAUUGUCACAAGCGCUAGGUCAACAUUUGGAUAUGUUGCUUAUAGUCUUGGAGGGUUAAAGCCAUGGUUGCUUUAUCAGCCAACGGAUCUCAUAACUCCUGAUCCGCCGUGUGUUCGAUCCACGUCCAUGGAGCCUUGUUACCUUACUCCUCCGUCUCAUGGAUGUGAAGCUGAUUGGGGGAAAAACUCGGGGAAGAUUGUUCCUUUUCUUAAGCAUUGUGAGGAUAUUAUGUAUGGAGGGCUCAAGCUAUAUGAUGAAGUAUAGGUUUAUCAUGAGUUAUUUAAAUAGAGGAGCAAUGUUUUCUCUCUUUGUUUAUAUUUCGUCUAUAAUAAUUAA
This is a messenger RNA of Thlaspi arvense, 1732 nucleotides long. The record is from the annotation of a GenBank genome assembly. Lineage: Eukaryota; Viridiplantae; Streptophyta; Magnoliopsida; Brassicales; Brassicaceae.